UGAAUAUCGCUGCACACUAACAACAUGAUUGAGAAGCAUUGCCUGAUACUGGCGUUUGUUUGGACGUUGUUUCAAUUGUCUCACGUGCUGUGCAAUGAAUUAUCUCCGGUACAAAACAACGAAUUGGACACGCUGAUCAAGCGUUACAGUGAAAUCUAUGGCUCUUACAAGUCAGCUGAAUGCGUAGCAUUACUGGCAGUCAGAACACCAGAAAUCGAUUGGAAAGUGGAGGAUUUUAACGAUGUUAUAACCGACACCAAGUAUCAGACACUAGCGAAGAAUGUGGUUGAGUAUCUGAACAAACUGAAAGACGACUCUUACUGGAAGAACGUGAAUGGACUAUCGCAGUUCCGUGAGGAAUUUAAGGGUUACACCGAAGACGUUGAAAAGAACCACAAUCGUAAUGCUGUAGAAGAUAUUGGUUCCGAACUGGGACAUGUAGAAUCGAAAAUUGACCUAACUACAGUCUAUGAUAAUUUGGUGAAAUCUCUUGAAAAUGCAUGGACGGCCAGAAAGGAUCUGUAUGCGACGGCAGCUGUGAACUAUGCAGCUGCGAACAUGCUGAAGAUUCCCGAAGUCAGUGAUGCAAAUGAACUAACUGCCGGAGAAGACUUGGGAAAUCUUAUUGAAAAGGAUUUUAUCCAAUCAAGAGAAGCAAUGAUUUGUGGUAGUCCGUCGUGAGGGGAUGAGGGGACUCUCAACUGGUUGAGGAUGUUGUGUAGUAAGGCGAUGACAGCUCGUCAACUGAAUCAUCAAGGUCAGUGAACACAACUACACUGGGGAACACUCAUCCAACGUGGAUCAAUCUUCCUUCCAUAGUGCCUAAUUGCUUAUCUCAAAUUACCUACAACAAUUGAGUAAGUAAUUACUUAGACACGGUGAAUAAUUAGCCUCAUCUGCAACUGCUUCCCGUCUCAGGUGUGUAUGCGUGCGUUCAUAAUGAGCAAUAAUGUGCUGAAACGGAGAACACCCAUUUCAUGUUGACUGUUUGAUUGAAUUGUCUUUAAGUUUGCCUCAUUUCAUUUUAUCACAUUUUGUCCAGAGAAUGUUGAGGAGAAAUGUUU
This is a messenger RNA of Trichobilharzia regenti, 1064 nucleotides long. The record is from the annotation of a GenBank genome assembly. Lineage: Eukaryota; Metazoa; Platyhelminthes; Trematoda; Strigeidida; Schistosomatidae.